AUGUCGUUUUCACACUCAGUUUCUUCAGUUGUUACAGGUAAAAUGGUGAAGGCCACCAGCAUAAAAGAUGUUGAUCAGCACGAGGCUGUUAAACAAAUCGCUCACUUCCUCAAAAAGAGCGGAAAGGUAAAGGUGCCUGAGUGGUCAGAUAUUGUGAAGCUCGGCGCAAACCGUCAGCUAGCGCCUGUUGAUCCCGACUGGUAUUACAUCCGCACUGCCAGCAUUGCUAGACGCCUCUACAUCCGAUCUCCCGUAGGUGUCGGAGCGCUCCGCACUGUUUUCGGUGGAAAGAAAGACCGAGGAUCACGACCAAACCACUUCUGCAAAGGCUCCGGAUCCGUAAUUCGCAAAGCUCUUCAAACCCUCGAGGCUAUCAAAUGGGUAGAAAAGCAUGCUGAUGGAAAGGGCCGUGUUCUCUCUAAGCAGGUAAGCAUGAUUUUGACUUCUUUUAAUUAUAUUGAUUGUUUUUUGUAUCUUCUCAUUUGUUGCUGCGGUUGGUUAGUUGAUUUUAAUGACCUAGAAACAGCUAAUAAGGGAAGGAUACUUGGUGGUCGUAGCCUUUUGCAGUUAAAUGUGUACCAUUAGAU
Messenger RNA from Cylicostephanus goldi, 587 nucleotides. The record is from the annotation of a GenBank genome assembly. Lineage: Eukaryota; Metazoa; Nematoda; Chromadorea; Rhabditida; Strongylidae.